CGAAUGGUUGGAAUCCGUGCUGAAAAGUGUAACGAGUUGGUUGUUCUGGAGGAAUAGCAGAAAGUGGUUUCGGUGAAAAAGAAUAUUUUUAACAACAAAUUCAAUUCAAAAUGGGUGGAGUUUCGUAUUUCAUAUUAACGUUUUUGGCAUGCUGUCUACUGGGAAUUACGAAAGUGGAAUGUAUCGUUGGAGGCCACCGUGCGGAUUCUAGCUCAGCUCACUUCAUGGUUUCGGUUCAAAAUCCAACUCACAUUUGCGGAGGGGCUUUGGUAGGAACUUCAUCUGUAUUGACAACUGCAUCUUGUGUUUCUGGUCGGACAAAUAUCAAAGUCCUUGUUGGGUCUCACCGACUUCUUACAAAUCGAGAAAGGGUUAACGCUAGUCCUGUACUUCACUCGUCAUAUAGUUCUACGACUGGUGCCAACAAUCUGGCCAUUCUGAAGUUGGAAAAAUCUGUAACAUCGUCUCUAGUUGCUGUUAUAGCGCUUAAUGAUGCUGCAAUAACUACUGGAAAGACGACUGCAUUCUACGGCUGGGGUGCGCUGCAGUACGGAUCCACAAGGUCGAAUGAACUGCAAACUCUUUAUCAAAGAACUUUAACCAAUGCGGAUUGUGCUAAGCUAAUGGGAAAUUCCGGGACACUUACUACCAAUCAAAUCUGUGCACGAAUCCAACCAAGUCAAGCGGCAUGCUCGGGUGACGAAGGAGGACCUCUGGUCGAUGUUGCUACUGGAAAGCUUGUUGGAAUCUACGUUUACGGUGUUCAAUGCACUGGAAAUAAGCCUGAUGUUUUCAUGAAUGUGCUACCUUAUACCUCGUGGAUCAAUACAAACAAAUGAACUAAUAGGAAUUUAGGAAAUUUUGAAUGAUAAAUCGAUUCGAAAAC
Uranotaenia lowii is the source of this 886-nucleotide messenger RNA. Its product is annotated as chymotrypsin-2-like. Gene Ontology annotation, biological process: proteolysis. The record is from RefSeq and is a predicted model, not a curated record. Gene Ontology annotation, molecular function: serine-type endopeptidase activity. NCBI's taxonomy places the organism in Eukaryota, Metazoa, Arthropoda, Insecta, Diptera, Culicidae. The transcript is spliced from 3 exons. The coding region runs from base 111 to 839 and encodes 242 amino acids.